Molecule: messenger RNA, 12077 nt
Organism: Uranotaenia lowii
Lineage: Eukaryota; Metazoa; Arthropoda; Insecta; Diptera; Culicidae
Gene: upSET
Exons: 7
Coding region: 597-10226 (3209 amino acids)
Molecular function (GO): protein binding
Source: RefSeq, a predicted model, not a curated record
AGCAGAGCAGCAGAGGAGAAAAAGUAAAAGCAGCCUCAAAGAAGCUCGCAUCAGAAAAACUCCAAACUCGAAAUCGGUCUCGGUUUUUCAGAAGAUUUUCAGCGAGUAAUAGUCGUGGGUUAUGUCCGUCUAGUGAAAUAGAGUGUUUUUCUUAGUUUGCCAGUGCCAGAAGUAUUAGAAUUUUGAUUGUGAAAUUGAGCCAGACCGUAGCAGCGAGCAAUCUGGACAAAGUGUAGAGGAAAAAACAUCUUCAGGGUUUCCUGAUAUGAAACAUUUUGUCAUGGCCGGUUUGCCGCUGAACAUUUGGAACAUUAAAGGCCAUCCAGAUCAUCGCCACAGCAUAGGUGACCCGCCAUCCAGUGCUGGAGUCUACGAACAAACACAAGUGAAUCAGCUAAAUAACCUUUCAGAAGAAAAGGAAGUAAAGUAUCUGUCUUGUAUUGAGCAGUCGUCAAUUUCAUAGACUGGUCUUUGGUGAAGUGCACACAUCGAUUGUGUGAAAAAGUGUGCAGGAUACACGUUUUGUUUAUAAAAAAAAAGAAAUAGUUAUUUUAGAUGAACGAUCUAAUUGAUGUGAGAUUAGAAAACGAACAACAAUGUCUACAGCAUCGUCCAACAAUAAUUCGACUUCAUCGUCACACGGCAGUCAAAUCGGAGGCGGUGGUACAACUACAACCAAUAGUAGUAACCUUUUGUCGUCCAAUCCGAACAUUGUCAUAUUGGAAAAUCAAAUUCUAGACAGUAACGAUGUCGUAGCAGCUGCCAGUUUGCAGCAGUUGUCCAAUGCCAAUGCACUCAAAAUGACAAGAGAAUGUAGCAUACAGUAUUCAAACAUGAUAAAUAGCUACUCGACGAAUAGCAACGCCAACAGCGCUACCAAUAGCAAUAACCAGUUGUCUACAGUGAACAUCAUACCUGGAGAUUCAAAUCAAUCGAAUUCCCGCGUACAGGUGCUCAGUAAUGUGCAACUGGUUUCGUCGAAGGGAAAUUCUCAGCCACCAACCUUUAGCUAUGUAGAUGCUAGUGGAAAAAACUUCAAUGUCCUGACAUCUAGUGGCAAAAUAAGUACCAACAAGUUGAUAAGUGUACCAAUAACAAAGGUAAAACCUUACAAUCAUAUUGGCCAACAACAACAGCAAUCGGCACAGCAACAGACACAGUUGAUUACAACUUCGGCGGCAAUGCAGCAAUAUUCUCAACAAACACAACCACUAAGCUCUGUACAGAAAGUGACAGUGCCCCGUAGCAUCCAAUUGGUAACACGAAUACCGAAUUCUACCAUUUCCGUAAGCAAUGGGCGUGUGUCUCAAAUAACUUCGGCUAUGAACUCAACGCAGCCACAGCCAUUGCAACAUCAGCAACCAACGUCACAAUACACCGUUCAUCAGUAUCAAGAAACUACCAAUAUGCACAUCCCAGCUGGAUUAGAAGUAAAAUCGUCAACGCUCUCUACUGCAGCGAUGAUAAAUUCCAGCAAUACGAUUGGUAAAAUUAAUUCUACCAAAAACAAAUCCACAGCCUCGUACAAAAUGCUACAGAAUACCACAAUAGCACAAAAUGCUAUUCCUAAACCUUCGGGUAAAAGUGUAAGCGUUAGUUUGAAAACCGUACGAAACAAUACAAAAAUGUCGUCUUCGACAGGCAGUGUCAAUUCACAAUAUUACAUUAAGAGUUCUACUGCUAGUGGAAUUCCUUUGCAACAACCUGCAACAUCGACGUCCAUUUACACCACGUCUCCAGCGCAGGCUGUAUACCACAAUCCAAUACCAUUACCGGUUCAACAACAACAACCACAAAUGUCACAAAUGCAAAUAUCAGUUGGAACUCCAGCUACUACGAGUAAAACUAAGGGAAUCUACAAAUCAUCGAAAAACCAACUGAUCCAAAUACCGCAGCAACAGCCACCACCAAAUCAAUCGCCACUCCGAUCCGUCACACCAUCAUCUGCAAACACAUUGGGUACCAUUACUUCAGCUUACGGAACAACGACAACGAUUGCCUCCGGCGGUAACACCAGUUCAUCGCAUUAUCAGGCUCGGUCAUUGUCGUCAAUAACUAAUACCAGCUAUCAUCAACCUUCGAAUAAUCUCUACACCGGCACAAGUGCACCUUUGUAUGAACCACCAAUGUCGGUUAUGCAUAGCACUAGUAGCAGCAAUAGUAGCGACCAUCAAACGACCAUACCUUCGGUCACUGUUACCGGGUAUACGGCCACUAGUCGACUUGGUCGAAAAUAUGCUAAUACCAGUGAUGGUAACCAGUUACAGACAAAUUCUCCUAUCAAAAUAAAAAACGUGGGGCGUGGACGGAAUAGCAGCAGUAGCUAUCAAACGGACAAUAACUCAUCUCAAAAGUACUCGGCUUCACCCUCUAGGCCGCAAACCCAGUACCCGACAUCCGUUUCCUAUGGUACCAACAGCGUUCAGCAGCAGCAGCAACAACAACCUCGAGAAGAUCCCAUUUAUAUUAACGGACAGCAGAUGACCGAUGAAGCUUCGGCCCGAAUGCUCCAGAGCUUGUCUCAAAAAUCAUCCGUAACCGACAAUAGCAGCAGCGGUGGCAAAGUGGGCUCUUCGUCCUACAAACAAUCGUCGCAGCUAAAUUUCUACGGUUCCGAUAGUGCACCAUUGGCAUCGACAAGCAGCUCGAGCACUUCUAACAGUGCUGCAUCCGCUCCCAACGUUAUCUAUGAUCCGAGUGAUGCUCGGUUCUACGACGAUAAGCAGGAUAAACGAUCGAGCACAUCGGAAAUUAUCACAUAUGCUGGUAACAUUCCAUUGCGGGAAGGUUUCCCUCCUUCGUACAACUACAACCAUCGGGAAGAUGAUGAUCUAGUCGGGGUGGAAGUUAGGCCAGCACCUGUAGAUACCUCAAACGGAAGGUAUUAUGUAUUGCAAGCUGUGCUGCAAGAUCACACGUAUUUCGCGCCGAUGCCGGAACCAAAAUUACCUGAAACACAGGCCACAUCCUCGCAUCAGCAGUUGUUACCGCCGGUAAUCUCUUCAACGUCGAUACCGCAGCAACUAACAACUACUAUACACGGUGCUCCAUCACAUAUGAUUCAGUUGCAUAACAUUUCCCAGCAAAAUUCGAUUCAAUCAUCGCAACCAUCACAGUCACACUCGUUGUAUCAAUACAUACAUCAACAGCAACAGCUGCAAUCGAAAUCUCCGGUUCUGAGUGGAACUACAUUUGUACCCACCUCAUCCGUGGUAUCUGCUCCUCUGCCGGUCAGUUUGAAUAUGUCGAUUGCAUCCGGGUCUGCACCAUUGACUCAGCAUAACUUGAACGCUUUGCAAGCAACUAUGGCCGUUACAACGACCAAUUCCGCAACACCCGUCUGCACUUCCCAAAUACAGCCGACUGCAUCGACCGGCGAACCCCACAUCGGUGGUGGCGUGCUCGACUACAUUUAUCAGAAACAGCAACAACAACAACAACAGCAAGACGAUGAUGCAAACUCAAUUAUCAGUACCGGUUCGCGAAAUUUUAAUAAUUUAGACAACGAUGCUGGCGAGGAAACCGAAACCGCUCCGGAGGGCGAAGGGGAAGACGAUUCGAUAACGCGUUGUAUCUGUGAUUUAACCCAUGAUGAUGGCUACAUGAUUUGCUGCGACAAAUGCUCUCGCAUUCUUCAUAUUCAUGACAGUGCCUGGCAGCAUGUCGAUUGUAUGGGCAUCGAUCGAAUGAACAUCCCGGACGAGUACAACUGUGAAGUUUGCCAACCGCGUGAGGUGGACCGAAAUCGUGCUCGCAUGUUACAGCUGGAAAAACGCAAGGAGCAGUCUCUGUUUUUAACGAACAACAACCUGCAGGUACCAACUGCGGCAGGAAUCUCGGAGUGUGCGGUUAGCAGCACAACUGCAAACUCGGCGAGUGGGAACAUUCCCGGAUCUUCUCUGAGUUCAACUAUUUCCAGCGGCAAAGGAGCGAAUCAAUUCACAACAGGAAAAGGUCUUGGUGGUGCUAAGAAAGGUAAAGCGGCAAGUGCUGCAUCUAAAAAGAAAACCACGAGUGAAAGUUCGACAAAUAAGAAACCAAGCAAGAAGGCAUUAGAAAGUGCAUUGAACAGAAUAAAUGGUAAACGUAAAGAGCUCAAGCGACCAUCCAAGAAGAAGGUCAAAACGGUAGAACAAAAUGCAGAAAAAAUGACAAAUAUGAUCCGUACCUGGAUCGACAACUAUGAAAGAGCGGUAACCAAUCACUACUCCCCAGAGCUACGAGCUCGACUACAAGCAUUCGGUAAAAUGCAAUCCCAAAAUCCAUUGCUUUGUUCAGACCGUCUAAUCCCAGCGACGGCUGUUAACAAUUUGGUGCAGAAAUGCACUACGGUGCCACACGCUGGAGGUAAAAUUCUCAUCAGCACCGGUGAUAUAGGGCCAAGUACACCGAUUAUUGAGAUACGAGGAAAGUACAUGAUCUCUUCUCAGCACAAACCUUUGCAGUCAUUGUUCAACAUGGCAGCCAAUGGUAAAUUGGCAAAUAACAAAAAUGCUGGACCGUUUUUAUUCCUUUAUCAAGUUCCAAACGGUGGAAUUGAGUUAUGCGUAGACACGAGAACUUAUGGUAAUGAUGCCAGAUUUAUACGAAGAUCUUGCAGGCCAAAUGCCGAAAUUCUACACAAUGUUGAGAAAGGCGUUGUACAUCUUUACAUCGUAUCAACCGCAAAUAUCAAAGCCAACACUGAAAUUACUAUCAAGCAUGACGAACAUUUACUGCAAAGGGUAGGUGGAGUAAUAAUUCUUACACAUACGACCGUAACGAAUCUUUGUGCAUGUGGACUUAUCAAAGAGUGUCAAUAUUCCGCCCAGUUGAGUGAGGCUUUACUACCAACAACAGGCUUUCCUCCAAAUGCUCCAGGAACUAACAUAUUGAAUAGUGCAAACCCUACUGCAUUUUCUUUGACGUCUGUAAAUGUCCCAAUGGUUGGUUCUACCACUACCAAAACAUCAAAGAACAAGAAAAGCAAUGGAGCAUUUGGAGAUGGUGAGAAGAAACCGACCAAGAAACGCAACAGUCGAUCGACAAGUUCUACUAUCGAAAGUCGACUGCGAUCUAUAUCUUCUAGUGGAGAUAGUACGAAUGAAAUGAUGCUUCUCCAGCAACAACAACAACAACAACAAACUUUGCUUCAGCCACCAUCAAUUGGUCCUCCACAAUUAUCACCGAUGCAUGUACAUGGUCAAUUCCAUCAAUUCAUUGAGCAGCAACAGAGUCAAACAAACACUUUACAGUUUGUGCCUCCGCAACAGCAAACAACAAUGUCUGCUCCGAUAACACCUAUCCAACAGCAGCAACAGAUUAUGCAAUCCCAAUACUCUAUCGGACAAGCAAUUUCGUCAGCUUCCAUUCAGCAACAUCAACAACAACCUGUCUACUUAUACAGUCCUACAUCGACAUCUCAAUCUCGAAACUUGUCACCACACACAACGGCAAUAGCGCCUCAUAUGCAAUCACCCCAGCCGAUGAGUCCCCUGGGAGGAAAUAUGCGACCUGGAUUCUACAAUGAAAUCAAAUCGCCUAUCAAUUCUCCACCGCCGCCGAAAAGUGGACUACCAGCACUAUCUGUUCCAUCGACGAUUCCACCGAAUAAAUCGAUCAACCAUCAACCUUUGCAAUCACCAAUGAUUCCAAAUCUGCCGGAACAACAAUCAGCAAACAACUCAACGCAUUUCCUUCAAACAAGCGAAGAGCGACAGGAUAUUAUCCAAGAAAAACAACAGCAGCAAUAUUUAGCUCAACAGAAAUGCAUGGAGGACAUUUUGCGAAUAAAGAUAAAAUCACCAGUGGCAAGUCCCAUCAAACAGGAACCAUUGACACCAACUGCGAUUAAUACUGGCAUGUUAUCACCUCCUCCACCACCACCAAUUCCCCUGAAUCAAAGAAUAGUAUCUGCGGAAAACAUGAAAAAAGAAUUAUUCCAUUCCCACUUUCAAUUGUCUCAACCGUCAAUCCGAGAACCCAUUAUGCCAUUGAAUUCAGUGUUAGCUCAACAACAACAACAACAACAACCACAAACGUCGAGUCAACAUCAACUACAACCGCCGUACAUUUCUCCGAUAGCGGUGCCACCAGCAACUAUCAAAAUCGAAUAUCCAAAGGUAGAAGUCAAGCAGGAAUCGUCGUACUCAUCGCUCUCAUCGAUAGAAACAGAACCAAUUACUUUACCGACAACCGUGCCGACAACUCCGAUCAAAGACGAAAAACAAAUCAAAGUAGAUCAAACAGUGCUGCCUGAGCCAAAAAUCGAGCCCGAGUCUCUAAUUGAUUCCACAACUGUAACUAUUAAAAAAGAAGAGGAGUCCGACUUCCAGAACGCAGAAUAUCCGCCACUUCUGGGUUCACCAGCGGAGGAAAUCAAGCAGGAAGUUGUACCAGCAAGCAACAGGUCAUCUCUUCCCGACAGUGCUACAAAUUCUCCCGUUAAGCAACCAAUGCAACCGGGAAAUAAUAGCAGUAAUAAUAGUACCAACAGUUCUCCUCACUCUACGCAUCAUCAAAGCAGCAGUAAGAAGAAAGGUAGUUCCAAGGAAUCUCAUCGUCAUGCACAAAAAGAAGAAAAGAAGCCAUCUCGGAAAUUGACCCGUGAGGAGCGCAAAAUGGAAGCCAUCGUCAAGGCCUUUGAGAAAAUGGAACAAUCGCAGCAACGCAAGCAAGAACUUAAGGAACAACGUAAGGAAGGAAAGCGGAGAAGUGUUUCCUCGUCAACUCCAGAUGAAAGUGGCGUGCCUUCCGGGGGCAGUUCUUCAAAGAAAAAAUCUCUCGGAGGACAGAAACGAAAGAAAAAGAAAUCAAAGUCUAUGAGCUUACAUUUUGGUUCACCAAAUCAAAGUCGAAAGAAGAAGGUUUCUAAAACUUCAAAGAAGAGCAAUUCUUUACGAGUUCGGUCACUGACCAACGAAAACAGUAAGAUCCGUCCUGCGUACGAGAGUGGAAAAGCGGCCGAAUUGUUGUUGACAUUUUCACAAUCUAAAGAGCCAUCUGCAGCGUCGUUUUUCGGCGAUGAUGUUAAACCAUUAUCUGCAAAUGCGGAAACGCUAGAGAACAACACCAUAGAUGGUAUCCCUAGAUUAAGUUCGGCAUGUAUGCUCAUUGAGGCAGCAGUUGCUCCUUUGGAAAUGCCUAUUACGAGUCCCAUUGAACAAGACUUCAAGUUCCCACAAAAAGCUAAAACUAAAAAGAGUAUGAGUCGUGAAUGGCUCAGUGGUCAAACUGGUGAUACUGUUUUAAUAGCAACGCAAAGAAUUACACCAGACCAAGAUUCUGGUUACAUCAGUGAGGAAAAGACAAAUUCUACAACCUUCACACGACAGUUGACGACUAUUGAUGAAUCCGUUCGAACUCCCUUGGGUGUUGAUGUUAGUGAGCCAAAUAUGUGCAUUGCUGCAAGGAAGGUUGAAGAAUUCAUCGCUCAAAGCUCUCCUCAUCAGGAAGAAGUUGGGGGUCAACCAAUUUUGAAUAGCAGUACAUCAGUGACACCAAUCAAUACACAAGAACUGACUCCAACAGCUGUUUCUACCGCAAGCAGUUCGUCAGAAAGUGCUGCUGCUAAAAAACGUUGGCUACGGCAGGCCAUAUCGGAAGAAACGGAUGAAUUGAACCAAGCAUCGUCAUCUCCGCCUCCACCUAACGGGUUUACAACACCACUUAAAAAAAGACGUGUAGUCCGCCAGUCGGAAGAAAACAAUCCUAAUCAGAAGCAGCAGCUUGAAUCUUCCACCAACAAUUCAAAUCUGGUUGCAGCUCAAAAAAUUGAUUUUAUAGGAAAUGUGCAGUCUCAGGUGAUUUCCAACUACACCGAUAGCGGUAUGUAUUGGUCUAAUCCCGGUAUUUCCACCCUCAAUUAUCAAACAUCACAGCAACUGCACACAACACCGGAAGCUAAACAAGCCAUGGAUUUGUCGCGGACCGCUGCUGUAAGGAUGAAUAACGCGCAAUCACGAAUUCAACCAUACAAGAUUGUGCCAUCUCUCACGCCGCUUCAUUUUGCUGAUCCAGAUCCAUUGCCAGUGCCCUCAACGAUGCCAUUGAUAGCUCCAAGACAACCAUCCAUCAUUCCACCACCGAUUAUACAAAAUCAUCAAUCACAGUCAGUAGCAGAAUCUCAUCCGUCAUUACUGUUGCCGCCACCAGUCGAACUACCUUCGAAUGCUUCCACAAUGUAUGAAUCGGGAUCAGCAGAAACAAUUCCAGCUUCAGCAGUGGCAGCAAUGGUUCCGGCGUCACUGUUACCACCGGAUACAACCUACAACACUCCCGUGCGUAUAAUCACCCGCAGCAAAGGUAGUCAGAAAUAUAUUGGGAGUCCGGCCAAAUUUGAAUCCUCGUCGCCGGCUGGGUCGCAAAACUCAUCGGUUGCGGAAACUCCAGAGAAAAUUUCGAUGACCGCUAAUAGCAGUUGCAGUACCAGUGUUGCUAAUUCGGACGUCGAAGAAGAGUGUGCCAUUGAAGAACCCGCCGUAGCUGCUCCUUCGAUACCUGAAGAAAGUUGUAUCGAAACAAUGCAGAGUUUGCCUAGCAAUGAAAUUAAAAGCGACGUAAGUGGCGGUUUAUCAGAACAGGAAUGUAGUGAAAAAACUUUAGAAUGUUCGAUUGAACAAGUCAGUAGUGCAGAGACUAUCAUUGAUCAAGAAGUUUUGAUUGAGGAUGAAAUGGUUGUAGAGGAAGAGAUUGGUCUUAUGAACACCAGUGAAAGUGUGGAAUGUGAGAAGAACAAUACUUCUGAAAUGUUUGUAAAAGAAAUCCCAGUGGAAAAAAGUGUUGAACCAGUAACAGAAAUAAGUAAACCGCUAAAUGGCCAAGACAAGAGCAAGGCAACAAAAGUUUCUACUGAAGAAGAUAAGGACACUUCAGAGAUGGAAGAUUUACAAAAAGUUAUAGCAUCUUUUCACUCGGAAAGCAUAAUGAAUUUGAUUUCUCGUAACAAAAAAUCAAAGAAAAGCAUUAGUCGAGAAAAUAGCGCUGAGAGAAAAAAGUCUCGUUCCCGAAAAAAUUCCAAAGAUAUGGCGGUUUCCAGUAGCAAAGAAAACAGUGUCACUCCUCCAGGUUCACCGUCAGAGGAUGUUUUGGAUGGACAAGAAGUAGUGGCGCAUGAAGCUAAUGUUGACAUGUGUGACUUUAAAUCUUCAGAGCCUGAAAGUAUGACUAAGCCUUCAUCUCCUCCAAUUGCUGUAACUUGCCCACCCUCGUCAUCAGCGGAUACACCUGUUACAACCUUUGGAAGGUCAUAUUCACACCCAUCUUGGCAUUCGACCGAUCUACCAACGAUUCAACGGGAAUCAAGUGAAAUUAGUAGUUUACCAGUUCUCAAACCAGAUAUUCCCCAGUUAAGCUACAAUUCUCCCAGUACCUAUCAAUCAAAUGCUGCACGGAAUCUACUAUCCUCGUUAUCUGUUGGUUCCGAACCUCUGUCGACUUUGGGUAGUUAUCGUCCCAGCAGCUCGUCGCUGCUAGAUUUCCACAAAACGACAGCCAACAUUGGUUCGAGCACAUCAACACUAGCAAACAGUAACAGCACUAAUUCUAGCAGCAUUUACCAGUAUCGACCAUCAUCUACCGAAAUUAGCAAUCUGCUAGAAAAGGGAUUUAGCAGUUCACGAUCAUCCAGUCUUUCCACACUUGGAACAGAUAGACCUGUCGGUAGCUCGUUUCUAUUUUCCAGUCCAAAAGUUAGUGAAAAUUUGUCGACUCUAGGAGGUAGUGCAAAUACACCUUAUCCGAAGAUUUUCACAAAAACUGCCAGUUCGGAUCCACGAUUGAAUCCAGCUCUAACAAUACCCGAGCCAGUUGCGCCCAUUACACCAAAACGGAAGCUAUCAAUUAAUGAAUACCGUCAACGGAAGAUGCAAUCAAGCAGUAGCGUUGGAUCAUCGGGUUUAGUCGAGGCAUCCAGCGCCUGUACAACUACAACAUCAAGUUCGUCCAGUUCAACGGUAUCCUCGAGUAACUCGAGCGGUAGCAACAGUCGCGAUGGCGGGAACAACGUUAUUAGUAGCAGUCUGGGCAGCAACGAUGUCAGCAGUUCCAUCAGCAAAGAAUUAAGUUUAGAAUUGGAGUUGGAACUGAACAAAUUGGACCAAGAUAAUAGUGAAGCAAGCUCACCGAACGAUUACGUUUGUACGACAUCCGCAACGGCUUCGUCAACGAAAACGGAAACGGAAUUGUGCUCUUCGGCUGUUUUAUCUGCCGAUGGUAAAGAUCACGGAGUUUCUGAUAAAAGUGGAUAAAUCGUUGAAACGAAUUGAAAGAUUUAGAAUCAUGUUGUUUUGUCUUCAAUCAACGCGAUCGGUGGAAUCUGCCAGGAAAAAUUAAGAUGUUGAUCCUGCUGCAUUCAAACGAUGGAAGGAAACGCUGUAACGUCCGAGAUCCGUCAACAAAAAAAGGAAAUUUGUUACAAGGUUUAUGUUUUACUUAACAUUUCCGAGCACCGGAUACCAUGGGGAUUGGAAAACAGUGAUAAAUUUAGGCUAUAAGCCCCGAUAGUUACGGUACACAAUAGGGGCAUUUUUAGGAUGUUCUGGCUGGGGAAAGUAGAAUUUUUAUCCUACUUCUUGUGGAAGUAUUAAUAUCUGCUACGGAAAAGCGAUCUUAUUGUCUGGAAAAGCUAUAAGGAUUGAUUAAAUUGUAAAAUUUAGAAUUUUUAAUCUUAAGUGCGUUGCUGAAGAUUGUGGUAGAUACUAAGUCCGAAGUACACACACAAAUUAUAGUACAAGCUUCUUUUUUCGAAGCUGUCCUUGUAAAUUAUCUAACAAUAUACAAUUUGGAAACUUAUUUCAUUUAUCCCAUUUAUUGAAGGAUUUAGUUUGGAUAGCAACAAUCGUGCUCGUUACGUUUACAUAAUCUUAUUGUAUUCAGAAAAAAGUUCGUUCUAUCAUGUCAACUUCUAACUCUUUCAUUUCACCCGUCGACCAUUUAUAUUAAAACAUUUAUCCUCUAUUAAUAAUCUACAUGAAAUUUUUGAUGAGGACUCCUGUUAGCUAUUCGAACGAAAGGCCUUAUUUUUUUUUCAUUCGACCAUUAAAAUAAAAAUGCAUGCACUUUUAAAAGGGACAUUAUUUUCUAACAACCCACCAAUUGUGAUGAAACAUCCCCUGUAAAUAGCUGUACAUAUCAAUUAUCAUCCACGGAUGAUUUGUGAAGAAAAACAUGAAUGAUCGAGGAUAAUAUUUGGAUUAAUAACGGAAAAUGUUAUUAUGUAAAAUAGUACAAAUAUACAGAACGAUUAGCUAUAAUGACAGUGAUUCACUAAAAGUGAACUCCUAACAAAACUAACUGGAGGCAUCUUCCUGGAAGAUCAGCUACCCUCCCAUAGAAUGCAUCAAAAUAAAAAGAGAUAAAAAGAUUUUAAUCAAAAUUAAGAUCAGCAUUAAGAAUUUGCGGACUGGAACAUAAACGGAGCGAAUGAUUCAACAAACAGGGAAUGGAUUAAGAACAGUAAAUCAAAAAGCCCCCGCAGUCUAAGCUUUCUUUAUUUUAACCUACAUUUGACCCAAAAGAGCACUUUUCCCAGACAUUAUUAAGCCGUAGAUGAGUAAAAAGUACAUAAGAUAAAAAUCUAAGUAAUAUAAAUCAACCCGUAACUGUAAGUUAUGUUGAUUCAGCUAAAUAUUCUCAUAAAACAAAACAAAGUAAAGCAUGAAAACCUAAUAUAUGAAAUUGCGAAAGAAGCGUUUUUUGUUGAUAUUUUUAUCGAUUUUAUUUAUACCAGUUGUUGUAAGUAAAAACACGCAAAAACGAACCUACUUUUAUCUUAUGGAGGUGAUUUUUUUUAACUAUUCAUCCAAUCGAAGCAGAAAAAUGAGUAAGCGAGGAUCUAUCCGAUGCGGUGCGUUGAGGAUCUCAGCAGGGUGUGUACAUUUGUAUGAUAGGAAGGAAACAAACAGUAAGUGAAUCGGGCGCUCAAAUGCAUCGAAAGUUUUUUGAUUAGGCAAGCAUAUGUAGCAUAUAUUAAGUUUAAAUGUUCUCAUUUGUAUAUUUAUAAUAUUUUAUGUACAGCAAGUUACGCAAGAAAACAUGUAAAUUAUAAAUUUAAACACAGAUCAAACGCAAAUGAAAUAAAACAGAAAUAUUGAAAUCUA